UCUGAGAUAAUGCAGCUUAGUGAGCUUUAAGCCAUGUGACCACGCCUGUGUUCACCAUUCAUUCCAAACACACACACACAGUUCAUCUUCAUCUCACUUGAGCCCAAACACCUGACAGAGAUGAUGAACACUCUGGAAGAUAUCCCAUUUGGAACCUCACUGGGGUCACUGGGGCAGGAUGUGUACUUGAUGACGCCCCCUGACAUCUCUGUGCCGGACUGUCUUCGGAUCAUGCAAGAAACUCAGUAUGGCUUCAAUUUGGAGAAGCUCAUAUUAACAGGCCAGCAGCCUGCCUACCAGGCUCCAUCGUGUCCUCCCUACUGGCUGAUGUUCAGCAGCCCUCACGAGUGCUACAGGGCCCCUCACAGGCUCGACGAUCCUUGGGCCUCCAAACCUCGCCCCCGUAGUCACAGUGUGAACUCUGCAGACUCCUACUGGCUACACCACCGCGCGCACCCAUCCGACUCGGACGAAGAAGACGGCUACUGCGAGGACAACGAAGGCUCGUCCCCCGAAGACAGUCCUCAGGAGCCCACCAAGAGUCGAGAGCGGCCCCGUAGCACAGCCCUUUCCAGGGUCAAAGACAUGCACCUCGGUCUUCCCGCUCACUGCCGCAGGGCCCGGUUGAGCCACAGAGGUGCCUUGGAGUCUCCCGAGUGCAGCGGCACCAAGAAGAGGCAGCGGGCACACAGUGCUGUGGGCAGAUUGCACCCCCAAAACAAUUCCGGAAGGCUGCAGCAGCAACGACCCUCCUCCGCAGGCCCUGUCAUCAAAAACCGCCGGCAAAAGGCCUUCAGGACUGGAGACUUCCUUGACUCAGCCACGGAGCUGCUGUCCGCUCUCAGCCAAGAAGAGAGGGAGCUGCUGGAGGCCGUCACGGACAGAGGGUACCCGUUACAGACGGCCAUCUUGGCUCUGCAGAAGACUGGAUACAACACACCAGACAAGCUCUUAAAAUACCUGGCAGCCUGCAAUCAUCUGUGCGAGUUGGGCUACGAUGAAGCGCAAGUGGAGGAGGCCUUGGAGAUGUUCCAGAACUGUGAGAGCAAGGCUGCAGAGUUUCUGCACCUUCUGACUCAGUUCAAUGAGAUGGGCUUCCAGCAAAGUGCCAUCAAAGAAGUGCUGCUUGUUCAUGAAAAUCAUCGGGAAAGGGCUCUUGAAGAACUAAUGACCCGCAUGACUUAAAUUGUGGAGCUCGGGUAUCAAACUAAAAGCUUUGAUUCAGUAUUAGUGUAUAAAUUGGCGGCGAUUAUAAAUUUAGUUAUGUUUCCAUCACAACUAUGAGACGAUAAAAAAAAAAAAAAAACGAGUUUGAGAAAAAAAAAAAAAAAAAAACGAGUUUGGCACCUG
This is a messenger RNA of Syngnathus acus (greater pipefish), 1350 nucleotides long. RefSeq names its product ubiquitin-associated protein 1-like. Gene Ontology annotation, biological process: ubiquitin-dependent protein catabolic process via the multivesicular body sorting pathway. Gene Ontology annotation, cellular component: ESCRT I complex. The transcript has 6 exons. The record is from RefSeq and is a predicted model, not a curated record. Gene Ontology annotation, molecular function: ubiquitin binding. Lineage: Eukaryota; Metazoa; Chordata; Actinopteri; Syngnathiformes; Syngnathidae. Bases 121 to 1185 code for a protein of 354 amino acids.